AAGACCCUCGCUGGGAUACUUGUCUCUAUUCCUUCUUUUGGAAUUUAGGACUGGCUCUUGGCUACCAAUAUGUACGACAUUACUUUAAUGAGGAAAACACAGAUAGCGCUGUAGAGAUGAUUCAUUAUAUACGUAAAGAAUACUUAAAUAUGCUGGAAAAGAAUGAGUGGUUGGACGAAGACACUAAAACGCAAGCUAUAGAAAAGGCUAAUGCUAUAAUGGCAUUUGUUGGAUAUCCCAAAGAACUUAUGAAUGAUUCUAUUGUCUCCGAGUAUUAUAAAAAUUUAACUAUAGGCAAUGAAAGUUAUUUCGACAACAUGCGGAACGUAAACAGGUGGGUAACUGACGAAGCCUUCUCUCGUCUUAGGAAACCCAAUAAAAGAGGAGAGUGGAACAAAUUUGCAGAGCGUGCGACUAUUGUAAAUGCCUUUUAUAUGAAGACAGAAAACAGCAUAUCAUUCCCUGCAGGAGCUAUACAGCUUCCCAAUUUCAGCAAGGAUCGACCAUACUAUCUUAAUUUUGGAGGCAUUGGAUAUUUCAUUGGCCAUGAAAUUACUCAUGGAUUCGAUAGUAAUGGUCGACAUUUUGAUAAAAAUGGUAAUAGGAACAACUGGUGGAGCACAGACGCAGACAAGAUUUUCAGAAAGAAAGCCGAAUGUAUCAUAAACCAAUAUAGUAAUUACACAACAGAUAUUGGAAUGCAGCUAAACGGCGUUCAGACGCAAGCAGAAAAUAUAGCGGACACAGCAGGACUGAAAACAGCUUAUUUGGCCUACCAGUCGUGGGUGAGAGAUAAAGGAAUAGAGCCAAAGUUGCCUGGAUUAAAGUAUACACCGAAUCAGUUAUUUUGGAUAGGUUUAGCAAAUUCAUGGUGUGACAAUUUAAGGCCGGAAAUUCUCAAGUAUUUCAUUUUGUCAUUGGUACACAGUCCACAAAAAUUUAGAGUCAAUGGGGCAAUUUCUAAUCAAGCAGAGUUUGCAAAAGAAUUUGGUUGCAAAGCAGAUUCAGCAAUGAACCGAAGAAACAAGUGCCAAGGUUUGGUAGAUGAGUCUGACUGAAUAUGCUACAUAACAAACAAUGGAAAUUUCAAAAAACAUUAUAUUUGUAAUUUAUUUUAGCAUCAUGUUUAUACUCGUAUUAUCUCUUUAAGAAUACUAUUUAUGCAAACUUUAAUACAUAUUAAAUUUUUAUGCUCUUCUGCACU
Messenger RNA from Stegodyphus dumicola, 1204 nucleotides. Its product is annotated as neprilysin-2-like. Gene Ontology annotation, biological process: protein processing. Gene Ontology annotation, cellular component: plasma membrane. The record is from RefSeq and is a predicted model, not a curated record. Lineage: Eukaryota; Metazoa; Arthropoda; Arachnida; Araneae; Eresidae. Gene Ontology annotation, molecular function: metalloendopeptidase activity.